CAACCUAACCUAACCUACACAAAAUUGACAUAUGCCUGAGGAAAAACGUCCCUGAAACAUCAUAACAUAACCUAACACUUCCUAAACCUAACCAAACAUAACGCAACCUAACGUAACCUAAUCCGACCUAAAGUUACCCAACCUAACCUAACCCAACCUAACCUAACCUACACAAAAUUGACAUAUGCCUGAGGAAAAACGUCCCUGAAACAUCAUAACAUAACCUAACACUUCCUAAACCUAACCAAACAUAACGCAACCUAACGUAACCUAAUCCGACCUAAAGUUACCCAACCUAACCUAACCCAACCUAACCUAACCUACACAAAAUUGACAUAUGCCUGAGGAAAAACGUCCCUGAAACAUCAUAACAUAACCUAACACUUCCUAAACCUAACCAAACAUAACGCAACCUAACGUAACCUAAUCCGACCUAAAGUUACCCAACCUAACCUAACCCAACCUAACCUAACCUACACAAAAUUGACAUAUGCCUGAGGAAAAACGUCCCUGAAACAUCAUAACAUAACCUAACACUUCCUAAACCUAACCAAACAUAACGCAACCUAACGUAACCUAAUCCGACCUAAAGUUACCCAACCUAACCUAACCCAACCUAACCUAACCUACACAAAAUUGACAUAUGCCUGAGGAAAAACGUCCCUGAAACAUCAUAACAUAACCUAACACUUCCUAAACCUAACCAAACAUAACGCAACCUAACGUAACCUAAUCCGACCUAAAGUUACCCAACCUAACCUAACCCAACCUAACCUAACCUACACAAAAUUGACAUAUGCCUGAGGAAAAACGUCCCUGAAACAUCAUAACAUAACCUAACACUUCCUAAACCUAACCAAACAUAACGCAACCUAACGUAACCUAAUCCGACCUAAAGUUACCCAACCUAACCUAACCCAACCUAACCUAACCUACACAAAAUUGACAUAUGCCUGAGGAAAAACGUCCCUGAAACAUCAUAACAUAACCUAACACUUCCUAAACCUAACCAAACAUAACGCAACCUAACGUAACCUAAUCCGACCUAAAGUUACCCAACCUAACCUAACCCAACCUAACCUAACCUACACAAAAUUGACAUAUGCCUGAGGAAAAACGUCCCUGAAACAUCAUAACAUAACCUAACACUUCCUAAACCUAACCAAACAUAACGCAACCUAACGUAACCUAAUCCGACCUAAAGUUACCCAACCUAACCUAACCCAACCUAACCUAACCUACACAAAAUUGACAUAUGCCUGAGGAAAAACGUCCCUGAAACAUCAUAACAUAACCUAACACUUCCUAAACCUAACCAAACAUAACGCAACCUAACGUAACCUAAUCCGACCUAAAGUUACCCAACCUAACCUAACCCAACCUAACCUAACCUACACAAAAUUGACAUAUGCCUGAGGAAAAACGUCCCUGAAACAUCAUAACAUAACCUAACACUUCCUAAACCUAACCAAACAUAACGCAACCUAACGUAACCUAAUCCGACCUAAAGUUACCCAACCUAACCUAACCCAACCUAACCUAACCUACACAAAAUUGACAUAUGCCUGAGGAAAAACGUCCCUGAAACAUCAUAACAUAACCUAACACUUCCUAAACCUAACCAAACAUAACGCAACCUAACCUAAUCCGACCUAAAGUUACCUAACCUAACCUAACCGAAACUAGGCUAACCCAACCAACGCAACCUACCAAACCCAACAUAACCACUGGGUUGAUAUUGUUGUGACCUUAGCAUGACCUUGACUUAUCCGUGACCUCAACUUGACAUGAGUAUGGUGAUUACAGGUCGUCAGAAAAAAUGUUGAGUAAUAUGACCUUAAAAAUAUUCAAGGUCUCUAUUCCGCAAACCCUUGGGCUGGUAUUGUCGUGAACUUGGCAUGACCUUUACCUAUCCGUGACCUUAAAUAUACAUUAGUAUGGUUACUCACGUAACUACAGUUCUGCACAAAUAAGCGUAAGGAAAAGAUUGAUUUGAAAUGACCUUGAAAAUCUUAAACUCGUUUAUUCGGCAAACCCUUGGCCCAAUAUUGUAGUUACCUUGACAUGACUUUGACCUAUCCGUGACCUCGACGUGACAUGAGUAUGACCAUUCAGAGACCUACCGUUCGGCAGAAAUAAGCAUGACAACAUAAUCACAUGGUUAACCAAUUUCGAGAAGCUGGUCGAAGGAAUUCUCUGAUUUGUAUGAAAUCCUAAGUUCACCUAUCCAUCGCUCGGGUGACGUUAGAACCGCGUUCUAUAGAGUUAAUAUCCUUUCCGAUAAACGUGUCUGGUAAAAAAGAAUUAUACUUUUUACGCAGGAUAAUUCCAGAAUAAUUACUGGCUACUGGUUAGUCGACCAGGGGCAGGGACUUUCCUUUACUGUGAGUGAGUUCGAGGCCGUUUCAUUGGGGCUAAAGUAGAUGGAGCGUACCUCAGGGCGCACAGAUUAAUUUUGUAAUUAUACGGUGUGAAAUUGCAGGAUGCGUUCUGCGGGGGAACGCUGAUCGACCCCCACUGGGUCCUGACAGCCGCCCACUGCGUCAGAAAACGUCUCUACGUCAGGAUGGGCGAACACAACCUAGACGAAAAUGAAGGCACCGAACUGGAGUUCCGGGUGGAGCGGGCUGUGACGCACCCUGGCUACGACGCCGAUACGGUGGACAACGACGUGGCGCUGCUCAGGCUGCCCGCCGAGGUGCGUCCCGACAAAUACUGGGGCUUCGCCUGCCUGCCCCGUUACAAACAGGAACUGCCACCCGCACAGCAGCUGUGUACGAUCAUUGGCUGGGGGAAAAGGCGCAGUGGAGACCCGUUCGGAACGGACGUCCUACACGAAGCGACGGUGCCGAUUGUGGCCAGCAACGUUUGCAGACGAGUGUACAUGGACUACCACAUCACGGAAAACAUGUUCUGCGCCGGGUACGAGAAAGGACGCAAGGACUCCUGCGCGGGCGACUCGGGAGGACCGCUCCUGUGCAAAGACGACAGGAACCGCUGGACCAUUUUUGGAAUAACGAGUUUCGGGGAAGGAUGCGGGAAGAGGGGAAAAUUCGGCAUAUACACGAAGUUGCCUAAUUACGUGAAGUGGAUACACUCUUGGAUAAACAAAGUGUGACUCUUUAAUGGUUUAUAAAUUUGAAUGUAAUAAAUGCACGAUACUGCCAUGAACUAUUACACUUAAUAAAGAUUUUUUUUCUAAAUA
Molecule: messenger RNA, 3205 nt
Organism: Zootermopsis nevadensis
Lineage: Eukaryota; Metazoa; Arthropoda; Insecta; Blattodea; Termopsidae
Source: RefSeq, a predicted model, not a curated record